UGCUUUGGCCUACGCCUACUGCAUCUAACCUCUUCAAACCACUUCAAACCACUUCAAACCACUUCAACACCUCAUCAACACUACUUCCGCACCACUUCAAAACCAAAACUUGCAGGCUGCCAAAAAUGACUUCAGAUAAUCUGACCGAAGCUGUCUCUCCAGGAGAUCUUAUCCUAGUCCACGCCUCUAAAGCAAUAAUGCUCACCGUCAAGUCCGCCCCAGACACUCCGAAUCCACAGACUUCAUCCAUUGUCGUCCAGGAGGUCGAGUGCCACAUUCCCCGUCAGCAGGGAUACUGGAUCAUGGACGGACCAAAGGUUGAGAUGGUGGAAGGAAUCGAAUCAGAAGAGUGUUUUUGUAGAGGAAGUCAUGAGAACGACAAGCCAGAAACCACCCUGAAAGAAUGCUUGGAUGCUGCCACCGGGCAGGAGAUACAAAUCUUUGUCAGACCUCAUGGAAGAGACGUUCUCAAAUACUACUUCAACGGCGCAUGCCCAGAGUGCGGAGGAAGGAGUUGGUCCUGUCCCGGAUGCGGAGGGUAUGGCAUUCGAUUCCCUGAUAUCUUCGGCAGCUGUGGACGAGAUCAGUCUUGUCCGGUUUGUCUAGGACACGAAUUUGCUUUGGAAGACAAGCAAACGCACAGGGACCUCGAGACUCUCAGUAGCAAGCGCUCGGCUCCAGUCCUUUCCGUGGACGAAAAGAUGCAGAUCCGGGAGGAAAUUCUUUCCACCAAGAGGAACAGAUACGAGCUCAUCAAUGCCCGGAAGCAGGAAAUGGGAAUGCCCACGGAAGACAUUGAUAAGUUGAUACAGGACGCUGAAAGGUGUCUUGAUGAGUUCCCAUGAGUAUCAAAAGGCAGAAGCGCCAGCCCAGCAUGCCCCGUCGCUAAUAGAUAUUGAAUGACUGUCUCUGGCUGGCCAGUCAUUCUCUUUUCAAAGGCUGUAUCUCUAGACCAAAAGCAUAGGUGCCAGAAUGAGUAG
Molecule: messenger RNA, 980 nt
Organism: Penicilliopsis zonata CBS 506.65
Lineage: Eukaryota; Fungi; Ascomycota; Eurotiomycetes; Eurotiales; Aspergillaceae
Exons: 2
Coding region: 126-845 (239 amino acids)
Source: RefSeq, a predicted model, not a curated record